Molecule: messenger RNA, 2076 nt
Organism: Micropterus salmoides (largemouth bass)
Lineage: Eukaryota; Metazoa; Chordata; Actinopteri; Centrarchiformes; Centrarchidae
Gene: map6a
Product: microtubule-associated protein 6a
Exons: 5
Coding region: 345-1745 (466 amino acids)
Biological process (GO): regulation of microtubule cytoskeleton organization; cytoskeleton-dependent intracellular transport; microtubule cytoskeleton organization
Cellular component (GO): cis-Golgi network; Golgi-associated vesicle; microtubule
Molecular function (GO): calmodulin binding; microtubule binding
Source: RefSeq, a predicted model, not a curated record
UUGUGUCUACGGGAUGCUGAGCAGGCGGGCGGGGCUGUUUUUCCUUGCGGUGCCCAGCCGUGGAGUGAUGUAGCAAGACAUAGGGACAGAGCGGGCACAGGGGGAAGCAGAGCAAACGUCUGUACGGUUAGUUUUAAUUAAACUCGUUCAAACCUGUGUAGUUUAGAAACACAAUGGAUAAUAAUCGCAUCUAACGCCAACAGUAGCCUACUGCAGCCGUCCCGACACACGGACAUCUUGUUUCUUUAAUACAAGGCCCACCGGAGGAGAGAAAUAUCUUUUUUUUUUUUUGCAUUUUGGAACCGGUGCAGGUUGCAUUGUAGUGGAGCUCUCGAAAGCUCACCAUGGCGUGGCCCUGUAUCAGCAGGGCGUGCUGCAUGGCCCGCUUCUGGAAGGAGCUGGACAAGGCUGACAUUGCGGUGCCUUUGGUCUUCACCAAGUACACGGACGCGUCGGAGAUGCAGCACAUCCAGCUGCAGCCGCCGCUCCACCCUUCCCAGGCCCGGGUCGCCAUACAAACGCAGCCGUCUCGCGCAGAAAGCCGCACCACGACAGCGGAACGCGCGCCGCGAAGGUGCGUCUCCGAGGAGCGCGUGUGCAGCUCGGUGAUGCGCGAGGACUAUAAGCACUGGAGAGUGCGACCCGAACCGAGCUGUAAACCCAAGAACGAGUACCACGGACCGGAAACGCCGUUCAACAGCGAGACCCAGUACCAGAAGGACUUCAAGCCCUGGCCGAUCCCGAAAAGGCACGACCAUCCCUGGAUACCCAAACCGCCUCCAACCACCUCCGCCGGUGAAGACCGGGCACCGGACAGGUCCAGGCACGCGAAGAAGCACGCGGCGCUGGCGGAUGCGGAAAGCGGCGUGGAGAAGAGCGCUAUUGCCGACAAGGUGCAGGAGAAAGACCUCCUGCAGGGGCAGGAAAGGAAAAAGAAGUCCAGUAAACAGGAGGGACAGAAGAAAGUUGUCCUGAAGGUGGAAGGAGAGGGCAGAGGGAGGGCGGCGGCGGACGCAGUGAACAGGCAGAUCAAAGAGGAGAUUACAGGCGGCAGCUCAUACAAAAAUGAGUACAAGGCUUACACGGAUGUGAAGCCGACAAAGAUGAUCCGGGCCAGGUCCCAGUACCUGCCACCGGACGGGAAGAGCUGCCAAGAGACCAGCUACAGUUCCACCUACAAGGGGCAAGCCCCGCUGCAGCCUGCUAACAACAAGGCCCUGGAGAGAAGGAGGAUACGCAGUUUGUACAGCGAGCCUUACAUAGAACCUGCCAGCCAGGUUGACAGGUAUAGUUCCCCUCGCUCUAAACCCAAAAAGCCUGGAGCCGCAGGCCGGGAUAAGCCAGUGAAGAAAGCCAAAGAUAAGCAGAGCGCAGCACUGAGGGGCUCCAAGAAGGCGACCUCGGAGAACCAGCCCGAGAACCGGCCGGCGGUGGGGGACAAGGAGAAAAGUAAAGAGAUGAACAACAAACUGGCUGAGGCAAAAGAGGUUGUGCUAAAACAGUACCACUACAUACAACUCUGCCAGCCAAUCCGAGAUAUUGGCUGGGUGCAGACUCUAAAGCAACACCUGUGGGGCUGUGCACUACCCAAUCCCAGAGAUGCUAAAGACGAGGUUCUCCGACCCAAUUAUCAUCAUUCCCAGGGUGCUGCUGGAGGAGAACCACAACCACCACUGGAAAGACCCGAACCUCGGAGGAGCGGUGGGGUCGUACGCUUUGCCCUAGAUGGGAACCAGACUGAGUAGUUCUGCCUGUCAGUAUGGAGGCAGAUACACUGCUGCUCUGUACUGUAAAUAUCUAGUAUUUGCAACUAAGUUGGAUUAGGAAAAGAGGCGAAUCCCACACAAAAGAAAAGCAUAUCCAAGAGGAAGCCCACAUAUUUGAAACACGCAUGUUUGACAGCUUUUGGUUCUAAGGUCACAGCUGUUUGACCCAUGGCAUUAUUGCAAAGGUGCUACAUCAUUUUCUGGUUUCAUGCAACUUACUUUAAAAGAAUAUAUCAGUAUUAUUAGAUAUGCCACACCAUGAAGUGCUUACACAACAAUUACAAAAAACUGUACUGUACAUUAAUCGGUU